This is a messenger RNA of Gambusia affinis (western mosquitofish), 2870 nucleotides long. RefSeq names its product spermatogenesis associated 5 (gene afg2a). The record is from RefSeq and is a predicted model, not a curated record. Gene Ontology annotation, molecular function: ATP hydrolysis activity; ATP binding. Bases 105 to 2753 code for a protein of 882 amino acids. Lineage: Eukaryota; Metazoa; Chordata; Actinopteri; Cyprinodontiformes; Poeciliidae. The transcript is spliced from 16 exons. Gene Ontology annotation, cellular component: cytoplasm.
ACGGUAAAAAGAGGCGGGACUAACCUUUAACCAGGAAGUUGAUAUCUCCGCUCCAUGUUUACACAUGUCGCCAGAUUCACGUGGAGCAUAUUGUUACUGUAAUCAUGUCUUCCAAGAAGAAUAAGAGCAAAUCAAAAAGAGCGAGUGAGGGAGAUAAUUCACUGCUUCAGAAGGAUGAGUCCAGCAGCCUGCAAAUAUCUGGACUUGAUGGAGGAAGCUGCAGAAGUCCCGACUGCAACUCAUUCUCUGUUAUGGAUUUCAUUGAAAAAGCUGAUGAUAAAACUCCUAAAAGCUGCAGACAGACUUUAGCCCAGCUGAGCCUCAGUUCUAUGAAGUCAGCUGGUGUUUGUAUCGGGAGACCGGUCCUGCUGACGAGUCCAUCGGGACAACAAGAGGUGUGUUUGGGUUGGCCUGUUGCAUCGUUUCCAGGUGGAAAAGUUGGCCUUCAGAAAUGCGCUCUGAACAAUCUGAGGGUUAAGCCAGGGGAUGCGGUGAUGCUGCACCCGGUAACGGGUCCUGUGGUCCAGAUUGAGGAGUUGGUUCUCUCUAAUCGGUCAAAAGAUGACACACUUGACGCAGAUGAAUUCAAGAACUUCUUGGUGAGGACUUUAGCUGGGAGCAUCAUCUUGCCGGGGAACGUUGUCUCUUUGAGUUAUUUCGGCCGCGCCUGCAGCCUUCGGGUUGACACCAUAAGAGGAGAAGAUGGUGUCACCCUGCAGAGAGCCCAUCCUCUGGGAGUGGCCCCCGAAACAGAAGAGACGUCUGUGAUGAACUCUACAUCAGCUGACCUCUCCUUGCAGCUCAGCAUGCUCACUGUAGAAGAUGACAUGGCACCAGGCACACCUGGAGAGCCAGGUCCAGCAGCCAGUACCCCGCUCCGCGCUGCUCCACUCUCCUCAGUCUCAUCGCCUGUUGCUCCUCUCACUCCUUCCUCCACCUCCGAUCCUGCAGAAAAUAGCUUCAUUAGCCCAGAGCAGCCUGGAAAUGCACCAACAGCUCCCCCUGGUGGUUUUAGCAGCAGAAACACAUUCUACUCUGUCACAUCUUUCACCAAAGUCCAGUUUAGCAUUAAAAGAGGGAAGAAAGACCUGAAUGAAGAAGCCUCCAAGUCAAAGGUCACGUACAGCAUGAUCGGUGGCCUGAGCAGGCAGCUGGAUGCCAUCAGAGAAACCAUCGAGCUUCCUCUGAAGCGACCCGAGCUGUUUUCCAGCUACGGCAUCCCUCCUCCUCGAGGCGUUCUCCUGUAUGGACCACCAGGCACAGGGAAAACUAUGAUUGCCCGAGCCAUAGCUACUGAGCUAGGAGCGCACAUGGUGGUGAUCAACGGCCCAGAGGUCAUCAGCAAAUUCUACGGUGAAACAGAAGCAAGGUUAAGACAAAUAUUCACAGAGGCGUCUCAGAGGCAGCCCGCCAUCAUCUUCAUAGACGAGCUGGAUGCUUUGUGCCCGAAGCGAGAAGGAGCUCAGAACGAGGUGGAGAAACGAGUCGUCGCUUCUCUCCUGACUCUGAUGGACGGCAUCGGAUCGGAGGGUCACUCAGGCCAGCUGUUGGUCCUGGGGGCCACAAAUCGGCCCCAGGCCCUGGACCCUGCCCUGCGCAGGCCGGGACGCUUUGACAAGGAGUUAGAGGUGGGAGUUCCUGGUAGUGCAGAGCGGGCUGACAUUCUGCAGAAGCAGCUGAGUCUGGUGCCAUGCAGCGCCACAACAGAGGAGCUGACGCAGCUGGCGGACGCCGCUCACGGAUACGUCGGAGCUGAUCUCGCCGCUGUUUGCAAAGAAGCAGGUCUGCGUGCACUGAGGCGAGCUCUGGGAGUUUCCCAGCAGGCAUCUGACCAGCAGCUGAUGGGGACGGUGACGGUGUCCAUGCAGGACCUCCAGUGGGCCAUGACUGUUGUGAAGCCCAGUGCAAUGAGAGAGGUUGCUAUCGACGUUCCGAAGGUGUGCUGGUCAGAUGUUGGUGGGAUGGCAGAGGUAAAGCUGAAACUGAAACAGGCCGUGGAGUGGCCCCUGAGGCACCCCGAGGCCUUUACCCGCAUGGGGAUCCAGCCACCUAAAGGAGUCCUGCUGUAUGGGCCGCCAGGCUGCUCCAAAACCAUGAUAGCCAAAGCCUUGGCUAAUGAAAGUGGGCUCAACUUUCUGGCUAUUAAAGGUCCUGAAUUACUGAGCAAGUAUGUUGGGGAGUCUGAAAGAGCAGUUCGAGAGGUGUUUCGGAAAGCAAGGGCCGUUGCUCCCUCCAUCAUCUUCUUUGAUGAGAUCGAUGCUCUGGCCAGCGAAAGAGGAAGCUCUGCGGGUUCAGGCAGUGUAGGUGACCGGGUUCUGGCUCAGCUCCUGACAGAGAUGGACGGCAUUGAGCAGCUCCGAGAUGUCACCGUGCUGGCCGCCACCAACCGACCUGACAUGAUUGAUAAGGCUUUGAUGCGUCCAGGCCGCCUUGACAGGAUUGUCUAUGUUCCUCUUCCCGACGGUCCGACCAGAUGGGAGAUAUUUUCCCUGCAGUUCCGUAACAUGCCCGUAGCAGAGAACGUUUCCCUCGAUGAGCUGGUCACUCGGACCAACAAGUACUCAGGAGCAGAAAUAACAGCAGUAUGCAGAGAGGCCGCCCUCCUGGCCCUGCAGGAGGACAUCAAAGCUGCACACAUCGAGGCCAGACACUUUGAAAGUGCCCUGAACACGGUGAAGCCUCGGAUCCCCGACUCGCUCGUCCAGUCGUACGUCAGCUAUCAGCAGCAGCACAGCGGCUUCUGUUUCUUCUGACAACGCCACUCUGGACUCUAACACUGCAGUAGCACACAUCUUCACUUGCAUUCUAUGUAUUGAAUUUUGAUCCUAAUGGAUUGACACAAAAUAAAACUGGAUAUUUUGUGACUGUCA